AUGUUCAAGAUGUCGACCACGAAGAGGGAAGUCACAGCAUGUCAGGGACGGGCGGAACCGUUUCUGGGUCACAAUCUCAGCCUCAAUCCCAACCCAUGGGCUGAACCACCCGAGUCGAUCGUGGCCAAAGGUCCGAAGAGUAUCAGACGGUAUUUCGAAGACCUGUACGCUGAACACUGCCGGAUUGGUCGCCGCAGCGUCAAGCUUGUUCUUGUCGGGCAGGAAGGAGCAGGGAAAAUGAGCUUGCGCCGAAGCAUGAAGGCCAAUAAAGCAACUCCCACGGGCGAGUGGAAGGAGGAGAGCACGGUGUUUGCCGACGUGGAGACCAUGGAGCUAGAAGGCUCAUCUGUAAGGGUGUACGACUGCGCUGGACAGGUUGCCUACACGGGGCUGCUGCAGAUGUUCUUGACGCCACGGUCGGUGUGCGUGCUUGUGUGCAACGCGGGGGAGUUCGAACAGCGGCUACGUAGCGACAACAUUGACCAGGUUGAAGAAGAUUGCCGCAAGCUGGAAGGAUUGCGCGUAUGCGAUUGGCUGCGGUCGAUAUCUCGUCGCGUUCCCGGCAACGACGUCAUUCUCGUCGCUACCAAGUGUGACUUGGUGAGCGGGAACGUUGAGGAAACUGGCCGAAGGAUGGAGCAUGCCUGUCAGACUUGGCUUUCGAGCUGGGUUCGCGAUGGUAUGGACGCCGUCCGGCUGGAGCGACACGUUUCCCUCACGAGUUGCUUCCCGAUAGUAGUUGGUGAGCAUGGCGAGAGUAGCCCUGGGAAUCAUGCGUCAAAGCAGGGUUGGGCGUGCGACUGGCGACGUGGAAGGAGCUGGGAUUUCGCCCUCACUUUCCUGGAUUCUAUCGAGCAUGGGCGAGAUUCGGUGGAGAUGGUAAUGCUCAAGUCCCCCGACAGUGACAGCGGUGCAAAGGCAACAGCAGUUGGCAAGACAACCAUGUAUCAGGGGAUCACGGUUGAGGAACUCAGCGCCAAAUGGCAGGGAACAGUUGAUGAUCUUGGGAGGAGAGGGAUCAUGUUCACAAACGCCAAGAAUGCUUUGGAAGGAGCUCUCUCGAUCAGGGAGUUCGACGGAUCCCUCGUUUGCCACGAGAAAUUUGUCUUUCUGGAAGUCGUUUGGCUGGCGAGAAUCCUCAAGCCCUUACUCAACCACAAGGACCAAGGAGCCUUUGACGGCCGUGUGAAGCUCGGGGACACGGGCGACACGCGUAUCACUCGACGAUCCUUCAGACAUGACUUCGUGGGACAGGCUCAAGAACGAGGGCGUCUCAUUUUUCCACUCGAAAACGAUCCUGCUGAGGGCCUGGUAGUUCUGUUGAGGCUAAAGCCACACCGCCCCGAGAGUGUGGGCAAAGUGAUCGAUACCUUCUGCUCGGGGCUCACCCCGGCAUUCCGCGCGAGUUGGAAGAUCUUCCUCCGUGUACCGCCUGGUGCGGCCGAAAGGACAUUUGCCGUGGUCGUGGAAUACUCGUCCAUCGACAAUGAGCUUGUUGCUCAAGUUUUCGGCGGUAUCAGCACCCCAGGGCCGUGGACGGCGAUGUCGUACGUCAUGUCUGCAGUGAGCUUGAUGCUUGUGGAUUUUCCAGGACUGCGCUGGAAAGGCUCUCUGAAGUGUCCUCAGCAUGGUGACGGAAUGCUUUUUGUUAACAAGGUCAGUCCUCCACACGCAUAUCGUCUGUGGACCAAUGAAUGUCCGAGCAGCUUACACUUCUAG
Messenger RNA from Ectocarpus sp. CCAP 1310/34, 1719 nucleotides. Lineage: Eukaryota; Phaeophyceae; Ectocarpales; Ectocarpaceae. The record is from the annotation of a GenBank genome assembly.